Eruca vesicaria subsp. sativa (arugula) is the source of this 1281-nucleotide messenger RNA. The record is from the annotation of a GenBank genome assembly. Lineage: Eukaryota; Viridiplantae; Streptophyta; Magnoliopsida; Brassicales; Brassicaceae.
AUGGAAAUUCCACUUUACCACUAUGACCACGGUGGAGACAGCCAAUAUCUUCCGCCAGGUUUCAGAUUUCAUCCCACGGAUGAAGAACUCAUCACCCAUUACCUCCUCCGCAAGGUCCUCGACGGUUGCUUCUCAAGCCGUGCCAUUGCAGAGGUUGAUCUGAACAAGUGCGAGCCUUGGCAACUUCCCGAGAAAGCUAAGAUGGGAGAGAAAGAAUGGUACUUUUUUAGCCUACGUGACCGGAAAUAUCCGACAGGACUGAGAACGAACAGAGCAACGGAGGCUGGUUACUGGAAAGCUACCGGAAAAGACCGAGAGAUUUUUAGUUCAAAGACUUGUGCACUUGUUGGGAUGAAGAAGACUCUUGUCUUCUACAAAGGAAGAGCCCCUAAAGGAGAGAAGACUAAUUGGGUUAUGCAUGAAUAUCGUCUUGAAGGCAAAUUCUCAUACCAUUUCAUCUCCAGAAGCUCUAAGGACGAAUGGGUAAUCUCUAGGGUUUUCAAGAAAACAGGUUUAGCCAAUACCGGAAUCUCCGGGGCAGGAGCAAGUGCUAGCGUAGGCAGCAGUACUGGUGGGUCUAAAAAGACGAAAGUACCCUCAACCAUCUCCACAAACUACCGUGAGCAACCAAGCUCUCCUUCCUCCGUCUCACUCCCUCCUCUCUUUGACCUCACCACAACACUCGGCUACACCGAUAGCGGCUACUCAUACAACAGUAGUCGCACCAAUACAACUCUCACAGCCACUGCGAUAACCGAGCACGUGUCCUGUUUCUCCACUGCCACUACUACUACUGCCUUAGGCUUAGAUGUUAACGUUGACUCAUUCAACCAUCUCCUACCGCCUACGCCGCCUGGGUUUGACCCUUUUCCUCGUUUUGUCUCUAGAAACAUCUCAAAUCUAUCUAACAUAAGGUCGUUCCAAGAAAACUUCAAUCACUUUCCAUACUUUGGGUCGUCUUCUGCAUCGACCAUGACCCCCUCCCUUAAUCUGCCCUCUUCCCACGGUGGCACCGAGAUGAACAACUGGCCACCGACAAUGGCGGAAGAGAACGAGACAAAGGCGGGUCUGCUUAGUGGUGGACUUGGUUGCGUAUGGAAUUACUAAUAAAAAAAUAGGCCUUAUAAGAAUAAUUGUGUUUUCUUUAGGGUUUUAAAAAAUAUUCUAGAUGGUUAUGAUAUCUCUAAUAAGUGUAAAAAGGGGAUGCCCCAAGUCUUAGCUUGAUGUUUUCGUUUAAUUAUGUUUCUUUUAAGUGUAUCCGGCCGUCUUAGUUUAAGUUAA